AUGAAGGAUAUGGGAGAGGUAUCGUCUGUGCUUGGCACGAAAAUUACAAGAGGUAAUGGCUUUAUAAAAAUAGAUCAAUCCCGCUAUAUAUGGGAUGUCUUGCAACGUUUUGGAAUGGCUGAAUGUAACCCAACCACGACUCCAAUAGAUUACAAUCAAAAGUUGUCUGCUAGUAUGUCUCCAGAAGAUGAUGAGUCUAAGCGGAACAUGUCAGAAGUACCAUAUAUGCAGGCAAUUGGUUGCCUAUUGUUUGCGGCCCAGAUUACCCGACCCGAUAUUUGUUAUGCGAUAAAUUUCCUUAGUAGAUUUGGGAUUAAUCCUGGCAGACCACACUGGGAAGCCGUUAAACGUGUAAUGAGGUACUUGAAGGGUACAAUCGACAAAGGCAUUGUUUACAAAAAGCAAACGGAAGACGAGAUAAAAGGUUUCUGUGAUGCAGACUGGGCCGGAGAUGUUGACGACCGCAAAUCUACAACCGGCUAUGUUUUUGUGUACCAAUCAGGCGCUAUUUCGUGGUCAACAAGGAAGCAGAAGACAGUGGCAUUAUCUUCGACGGAAGCCGAAUUUAUGUCACUAACAGCUGCUAUACAGGAAUCAGUUUGGCUGAAACGUCUAGAAGCUGAACUCAACCCUGAUGUCAAUGAAACUAUGUUGCUAUAUUGUGACAACAAGGGGGCCUUACAAGUCGCCCUUAAUAAUAAUUAUUCACCAAGGACGAAACAUGUGGACAUAAAAGCUAAGUUCAUACGCCAGAAAAUCGAUGAGAAGGAAGUCGCUUUGGAAUACCUGUACUAA
Molecule: messenger RNA, 795 nt
Organism: Calliphora vicina (urban bluebottle blowfly)
Lineage: Eukaryota; Metazoa; Arthropoda; Insecta; Diptera; Calliphoridae
Exons: 1
Coding region: 1-795 (264 amino acids)
Source: RefSeq, a predicted model, not a curated record